Messenger RNA from Saccostrea cuccullata (small rock oyster), 580 nucleotides. RefSeq lists its product as uncharacterized. The transcript has 2 exons. Bases 26 to 523 code for a protein of 165 amino acids. NCBI's taxonomy places the organism in Eukaryota, Metazoa, Mollusca, Bivalvia, Ostreida, Ostreidae. The record is from RefSeq and is a predicted model, not a curated record.
ACUUGGACACAAAGGCUAACUAAAAAUGUCUGCAAUGUCGGAAGCUUCACUUCCUGUGAGUUGGAGAACGGAUUCGGCUUCUCAGGCGUCAGGGUAUUCCAGAUACUCCAGGAGUGGGGAAUCAUCGAACACGAGGAAAGCAAUGAAUGUUGCUUCUGCAAAGCACUCAGGAAUGCGACAUCCAUCUUGGCGAGAACCAAAACCAUUAAAGGCAGCAUCUCGUCCUGCGACUGCGCAAGAUGACGUCAAUGGACUUCCGCCUCGACGGAAACCCAUUCUCUCAAGGUCUAAUACUACAAUAGAAUCUCGAAGAGACAGAGAAGUGCAGGGCAUUGUUAAUCGAUUAACUGCUCCAACUUUAGCUGCCAAAAUGAAGACCAUUGAGUUCAAUAAACGGACGGCAUAUGUGGACAAUAAUUAUUAUUCAUGGUCAAACAUGGCGGUGUAUAAGGACCACCAAAAGAUGAUUUAUAAUGACGGUGGAGGCGUCAAACGACGGCCCACAAUAUCGUCAAGGCGGUAGCUGUAUCGCAAUAACCAAAUGAGGCCAAUCGGGUGUGAUCAAUCUAUAUUCAUAAAU